GAGGUCUUCGUGAAGAUAGUGCAUACAGUUGGGGCUAAGGGUGUGCGUUGGGAGAAGAAGUAACACUUUUUCCAGUAUUAGACGUAGUUGGCGCAACUUGUCCAAGAAAGUCUAUAGUCUUUAAAUUAUAUGUUAGUCGCUAACCAUAGUUUGGCUUUAUCUGUGUAGAAAUGGAAAGCGUGUGAAAGGCAGGAUAGCUACAAGCUUAAUAACCGAACAAAGAGCAUCGGCGAGGUAACCUCAAGUACUUUGCGACGCAAGGUGCUUCCAACUGGCGCACGCUGUCGUAUAUAGACAGACGGUGACUUUGCACCCUCAACGUCUAGGCGCGACUGCUCGCAAAGGGCGCUCGCCGCAGCUGCUCGAGCCUUUCAACAAGCUAUCAACAGCCAACGGACGCCGCUUGUCUACCCACUAACCGCUCCACACAGCCGGGUCUACAGACUGACGGUGUUUCCGGGCGUGCGAAGAGGUUCGGUAUCCCUGGGCCUCACCAAACUGCAGCCAAGACUGAAGCAUCUGCCCAGACAAUGCUGAAUUACCACCAGGUAUAGCUCUCAGGUCGUGCAAUUGCAAUCGGUCCUGACGUUUAAAACUUGGAUCUACCAACAACGACCAAGUUACAAACAGCAACAGCCGCAAGUGCAGCACUUGUAGUAACAGCAUUACCAAGCCGUGAGGCAGCUUACCACGGAAGGCCGCCUUUCACAGCGGUUGGAGGAGCUGUCAGCAAGCGUUAGCGGAGCACCAUGCAGCCGCCAACACCUUCCAACGACCCGCCCGGAGACAACCCGGCAGCCUUUCCUACUCCCGAACCCAUCUCCAGCUCAGCUCAAAUUCCCGACACGCAUGCACCCAGCCCUUUCUCCGCAGCCUCGACAAUCGCAACCUCUGCCUUGGGCCUCCGCACGCCACGCGCCACAUGGGAAUCUGAUGAUGGCGAGUCCCCUCGAGCAGCAGUCCGGGCCGCCGCCGCUAACAUAACCCCAACGUCCGGCGGAGGAAGCGGUGGCAGCAGCCCCCAACUAAGGCUCCACCUAAGCGCCUCCGCCGCUGCUGCCGCAGCCUCCCUCAUCCCAGGGAGUCCUGCAGCUGCGAGCCCCAGGCUUGCUGACGUCACCGCCGCCACCGCAGCCGGCUCGUUUGUGAGUCCUAGCCCUAGACGGGGCUUCGCCUCCCUCGGCGGCGCCCGGCGGGGUUCUGGCUCCGCCUUUUCCUUCGCCAGCCCUCGGGUGCAUGCAGUUGGCCCCAGCGCGGCUGUUGCUGCUGCCGUCACCUCGCACCCCAGUCCAAGUCCCGACGCUGUUCCCGCCGUGGGUGUCGUACUGGAGCCCGGUCAGCUCCAGCACCAACACGCCUCAUCAUCACCGCAGCAUCCAAAGCCGCAUGCGUCCUCGCUGCCGCUGCCGCUACCCCCCAUGGAAGCCACUCUCACCGCCAGCCCCCACCAGCACCACCGCCAUGACACCCCUCAGUCGCCACCUUCCAACCCACAUCAGCCACGCAGGCUAAGCCUAGGGGCCGCCGGAGGGGCCCACAGCAGCAGCGACAGCAACCACAGCCGCCGCCAACACCACCACAACCACCUAUACAACAUGGGCGGGAGUAGCAGUCGCAGCAUGGGCGGCGGCGGUGGCAGCAGCAGGAGCACUGGAACGUCAGGCCCCCCCUCGUCUAGCAGCUCCCCUCGCGCCCCUCGUGUCUCAACCCACUUCAGCAUGCAUGCGCUGACGGCAACGGCAGCUGCGGCACUGACGCCGCCGCCGCCUUCAGCUGCUGCUCCGGCGGGGGCCACAGCUCCGACGGGUAACCUGGGAAACUGCGGGCCGCAGGAGCCGCUGCCGUCGGCGGAACUGCCGUACCGCGAUCGCUCCCGUACGUCUUCCGGCGGCAGUGCCGUAGAGCUGCCGCCGCCCCCGCCGCCACUGGAGGUUGUCAUCUCGCCCAGACAAUCCGCGAGGUCCGCCAUGGCAGCGGCGACGGCGGCGGCCAAUUCGAUGUCGGCGGCGGCGGCGGCGGCAAUGGCGGUUCCGGAGCUUCCUCCGCAGCGGCAGCAGGUGUUCCGGAGCUCCUCACCGGGUGAUUCCUCCAGCAGGCUUCACGUGCUGCGGCCCCCGCGGCCGCCGCCGCUGUCUCACAGCGUCUCGGUUGGCGGCGCCCUGGCGGCUAACCUAGCAGCGGCGACGGUGGCGGCAUCACCGGACCUCCCCGCUGCCGCGCUAACACUGAGACGUCCGCUGCCGCCGCUUCCGUCAUCCUUGGUUCCACCGCCGUUGCUGCCGUCACCCGGCACUUCCACCGACAACACGCGCACACCGACAGCUGACGGCGACGAGGGAUGCGGCGCGGACAUUCACGACCAGCGGCCAGCAGGCGACGCCGCACUGCCUGGUGCAGGCGCCGCCGCCGACGGCAGCAGCAGCCCCAGUGCCGAAGGAGGACCCUCCGCCAAGCUGCCGAAACACGCGCAACAGCAGCAGGCGCAUGGCGGGGGCGACGUCGUACCAAGCCCUCAGCCUCUUGCGGCGGAGGCUCCGGCUACACCUCCGCCCACUGCGGCCCCAGCCGCCGCUGCCGCCUCACUGACCGCCGCCUCGCCGCCGUCGCUUGCUCAACGUGAUGACGCCGCCGCCGCUCGCGAGAGAAGUCUGUCCGCUGACGCCGCCACCGCCAGCGCUGCCGACGGCGGCCGAGUUCGAACCGUCGCAUUGGGAUCCGCUCCGUCAAUCGUCACGGGCGCCGCCGUCGGCGUGCCCGUAAUGCUGCUGCAGCCCUCCGCCGCCGUCACUGUCAUGGGUCGCCCGGCGGCGGAUGCCGCCGCUGCCACUGGUGUCACACAGCAUCACCAAGAUGCACAUGGCCCCGCGGACCUUGUCGUACGAUCUGCCGGGUCGGCGCUCCUAGCCACGAACCCUGGUGUCGACAUUGUAGCGACGAUCUCCGCAACCGCCGGUGGCGGCGGAGCUGCCGUACGGCGACGGCGCGGUACGACCAGUGGCGGCGACGACGAUGUGGGUACAGAUGACGAGGGCGGCGGUCCCUGUGCGCUUCCGUCGGAGGUACGGCGGCGGCUGAGGUCGCAUCUGGGUCGCCACCGCGCCAAGCGUAUUCGCACCUGGAAGGACCUGUCCAUCAGUGUUGCCAACCUGCGCUCCGGCUACUGGCUGUUGUUCUCCAUGCUGCUGCUGGCGGCGCUGCUGGGCGGCUUCCUGUUCAUGGCGGGGCAGUACCAGUGGGUGCAGGCGGCGGGGCUGGCGGGGGGGAGCAGCAGUGGGGGCAGUGACAGCAACAGCAGCAGUAGUGGAAGCAGCAGCGGUAGUGGGAGCAGCAAUGUGACUAGUGGGAAUAGCGGGAGCACCAGCAGUGGAAGCAGCACUAGCAUUGGCAGCAGCAACAGCGGCAGCUACAGCAGCUUUGGCAGCCCCCCAGGAGCAUGGUCUCCCGCCACCUCCACCUCCUUCUUCUCCACCUCCCCUCCCUCUCCCUCUCCUCCCUCUCCCUCUCCUCCCUCCCCCACCUCCCCCACCUCCUCCUCGCCCCCCGCCUGGGGCCCCUCCUCCCUCUCCUCCUGGCUCGCCUUCUGGCGCCCCCGCACCGCCCGCACCUUCUCCUUCGAGUAUCUGCGCGCCUGGGGCGGGCGCUACGGCCCCGACCUGGCUGCGGGGCAGUGGUGGCGGUGGGGCAGCUCGCUGCUGCUGCACCAGAGCCCGCUGCACCUGGCGUCCAACCUGGCGCUGCUGCUGGUGUUGUGCACCUACCUGGAGUCGCUGUACGGCGGCUGGCGGGUGCUGCCGCUGUGGGUGGUCGCGGGGGUGGCUGGGAACAUGGCCAGCGCCCUGUUCGAGUCGCCCUGCACGCUGGUGGUGGGCAGCAGUGGCUGCGUGUUCGGGCUGCUGGGCGCCUACCUGGCGGAUGCGGGGACCAACUGGGAGAGCAUCCCGCUGCUGUGGCUGAGGCUGGGGGGCAUGGGGACGGUGGUGGGACUCAUGGUGGCGCUGCAGGUGACUGACGGCGGGGUGCGGCAUGGCGGCUCCAUCUCCCACGCCUCCCACGUGGGGGGCUUCCUGGCGGGGGGGCUGCUGGCGGCACUGGUCAUACCCGACUUCAAGGCGCGCAGGAGCGAAAAGGUUCGGGAGUUGCUGACGAAUCUGGGUCUGCAGUCGCACAUGCCGCCAAUGGACAGUCCCGCGGGUCGGCAGCUCUACUCCUUCUGGCAGCGCCACCGCCUGCUGCGAUACGGACUGUACGGCAUUGCGGUAGUCGUACUUCUGCUGGAAUUGAUUGCCGUACCGUUGUACGUGUACUUCCGCACGUUCAAGGACUUGUCAUGCGACUGAGGUUGUGGCCUGGGGGCAGAAGGAAAAUGCUGUGAACGCCUAGAUGUGGGCGGGUAGGGGAGGGGAGAUACGGUGAUGCGAGCAUGUGACCGAAUCUAAUGGGGCGGGAUUGCCGCAAGUAUGAUGACGUGGUGAGUGCUUUGCCAAGUGAUGUGACAUGCAUUUCCCUGCAGCAGGCGGUAACAGUAGUGUGUAGAUUUAAUCGCAUAAUCCCCUGUAGUACGCUUCUUUGUAUACCGGUAGUAGUGGUGAUGGCAGCAAUAGUGGUGCUCUGAUGCAUGGGGUAUUAUGUUGGUCUCUAGUGUUGAUGGCGAUUGCUACCGUAAUGAUUGCUUUUUGUCAAGAAGGUCGUCGACAUCUGAUCAGGGGAGGAAGGUCAACUGUGAAAUAAGGUAUGGGAGAGACCCGCAGGCAGCUUAUGUAUGAAGCAAUCGCAGGGACGUGGGUGUGGCUUUGCUUAACCAUCCGCGCACACCCUUACAUGCAUUUCCGCAUUGCAGGCCGGGCAGCUUAAGAACUUUGCUUUGAGGUUUAUGUUGCAGUUGUUGCCUCUGUCGCUGGUUGGUGUUGCAGCUGCUGUUGAUGUUCCAGUUGCUGUACAGCCGUUGCCAACGACCGCCGUGUGAUUGAGUCUGUUGGGUUGCUGGGUGAAUCGUUCUUAGCAGGGUUUGCGUCAGUCAGCGGUGUGUGUGAUCAGGUCUCAGUGAUCAAGAACUGCAGGGGUUUGCUGGCGGGUUGUUUUAGCAGUCGGCAGCUGGGAGCGGUUGGCGGCUGGUGUUGUUGUUGCUGUCAAACUGCAGGAGUUGGAAGUGGAUCUAAGUUGAAAGGUAACCACCGCUUGAAUGCAUGGACAUGUCCCUUUUACCGAAACCCGGAACAAGAUGGGUAUUUACCACAAGAGGGAUACCUGCAAGAUAAGGAAAGAGCAAAGGAGCCCUCGCCAAACUUCGAAAUACUGCCGUACUGGAUUGCUUGUGAUUGCUUUGUGCCGACUGACCUCUCCUUCGGCUACUGUCGUGUGCUGUCUAUGCCGUUGUUUCUUUGUUCCAUUCGCGGUCCAUUGAUGUGUUGUGAUGUGGGGUUCAAAGGACAGCGGAGCAUCUCUACAAGGAACCAAAGUACGACAUGUCUGAUCGUACAUAGUAUGACGAAGGUAUUUCUAUUCCGUGUCCAUGCACCCCUAGGUAUUAGUUUUCAACCUCUGGUUCUGGUUUUUUGUAAUAUUUUGUUCGGCUUUUCAUGUUGGCGUUUUGUAUAGGUAGGGACGAGGAUUAACUAAUGUGUGGAAAUGGCGCACGCCAUGCAGAGGAAAGGGUUGUGUAAAUCGG
This is a messenger RNA of Astrephomene gubernaculifera, 5665 nucleotides long. NCBI's taxonomy places the organism in Eukaryota, Viridiplantae, Chlorophyta, Chlorophyceae, Chlamydomonadales, Astrephomenaceae. The record is from the annotation of a GenBank genome assembly.